AUGUCGUCUCCACCAUGGGACUACAUCGCUAAACUCGUCUGCAUCGGUGACUCGGGCUGCGGCAAGUCCAGCCUUACCAUCCGUCUCUGCGAGGGCCGCUUCUCCCCGCACCACGACGUGACAAUCGGCGUCGAGUUCGGCUCCCGCAUCGUCCCCGUCGGCCCGCCAAACACUCUCCCGCCCCCUACCCCGGCCCCCGAAGCGUAUACGAACCCGGACGGUACACCCAACGGCCUCCCGGAACCCCCGCGCCUCGCCGCCGAUGGGCCCCAGAAGCACAUGAAGCUCUCCCUCUGGGACACGGCCGGCCAGGAGACGUACAAGUCCGUAACGCGGUCCUACUUCCGUGGUGCCAGCGGCGCCCUCCUCGUCUUCGACCUCAGCCGCAAACAGACGUUCCAGCACGUGACCGACUGGCUCAACGACCUGCGCCAGAUCGCCGAGCCCGACAUUGUUGUCAUCCUCGUCGGCAACAAGGCAGACCUGACCCAGGACGCCGAUAACAAACGCGAAGUCACAAAGGAAGAGGCCGAGGAGUGGGCCAAGAAGAACGGCGUCUUCGAGUACGUGGAGACGAGCGCCAAGAGCGGCGAAAACGUCGAAAAGGCCUUUAUGCGGGUCGCCGAGAGGAUAUACAACAAUAUCCAGGCUGGCAAGUACGAUCUCAAUGACAGGAGGUCGGGCGUCAAGGGGCCGAGUGCCGGGGGCAACAAGCAAGUGAGAAUAGGGGGCGACGCAAAUAAGGGCUCUGGUGGCGGCUGUUGUUAG
Colletotrichum orchidophilum is the source of this 768-nucleotide messenger RNA. RefSeq lists its product as uncharacterized. The transcript has a single exon. Gene Ontology annotation, cellular component: endosome. Lineage: Eukaryota; Fungi; Ascomycota; Sordariomycetes; Glomerellales; Glomerellaceae. Gene Ontology annotation, biological process: regulation of endocytosis. The coding region runs from base 1 to 768 and encodes 255 amino acids. Gene Ontology annotation, molecular function: GTP binding; GTPase activity. The record is from RefSeq and is a predicted model, not a curated record.